Molecule: messenger RNA, 1595 nt
Organism: Saccostrea cuccullata (small rock oyster)
Lineage: Eukaryota; Metazoa; Mollusca; Bivalvia; Ostreida; Ostreidae
Exons: 1
Coding region: 826-1353 (175 amino acids)
Source: RefSeq, a predicted model, not a curated record
AUGACUUUGGAAUGAAUUACGCUGAAGGAUGAAUGUAACAUUAAUAUAAGAAAAUCUAUAGAUAAUUGUGUUGGUUUUAGCUAUAGUAGGCGAUUAAGUCAGGCCUCCGAACCAUGCACGGUCAAUGGUUGACGAAAUCUGUAAUAAAUCUUGUAACACUAGGCGAUUAUUUAAAUGUCGUCCAGACAUAUCUUGUCACCCGAAUUGAUUUAGAUUUCCUAAUAAAUUACAGAAAUAUCAAUAAUCACCCAAAACGCGCCAGAAGUAUGGAUGUUGAACACUCUACUUAUUUACAAUUGCAUGUUUCCAAGUUACAGAUAAUAUAAAUGGUAAUGGUUGAAUUUAUCGUGACAUGAUUCCAUUCAAAUAAGGAGGAAUCUGGAUUAAUUUACAAGAUGCACAGCCUAACUUACGCUGAUGUGAGAACAACCACUAUUUACAAGGCCGGACGUGUAAUCAUUGCUUUUGUUGGGAGUACACUUCUAGAAAUUCGGACCAAAUUCCGCAGUUACAAUCCCACGUUGCCGAUGUGUUUUGGAUGACAAUAAAUACAUAUCUUCUCUGUGGAACGACUUUUCUUUUGAGGAUUAUUGAAGGAAUAUGAAGAUAACAGUUUUUAAUCAAGUCUCUAUAGCAUACAGGAAUUUUCACUAUUUACCGAUACCACACAGAAUCAAUUGGAAAGUUUGCUCAGCCAAUUGUAGAAGAUAAGUGAUCUGAUAUUCUGUUUACCAUUAAGUGCAAUUACAACUAAUUGUUGCAGUUUGUCAUUGUUCAAACAUAAUUAAGCGUUUUCUAAUCACCAAAUACCAGUAUUGCUUGAAGAUGAUUCCCACCAGAAAAUUAAUUGAAGCCACGAAAGGCGACAAUAGAGUCUUCAGGCGUCGGUCAGAUUCACAAUUUGGAAGGAAAUUUAGUGAUAGUAAUAUCUCUUAUAUAUCGUCAAGUUUUAAAUUGAGGAAAGAUUCUCUUUCGGACUUUCCACGGAGAUUGAGCAUAAAAUCGGAUCAAGAUUAUCUAAAGUCUAGAAGUAGCAGCAUAGAAAUAUUUUACCAAAGCAGACGAUUUAGUCGAGAUGACGUCAUGGAGACGUCAGGAUUCACAAAGAGUAAGGUUUAUCCAAUAACCGAGAGGAAAAUUCUAGAAAGUGUCGAUGGACUGUACUUGUCAAAGACCAAACUGAUGAAGACAAGAUCAACCAAUAACCUUGGCCUACCACCACUGAAUCCAUCGAAGUUGUCGAAAAAUUCACGAAAAACACAGCGACCUCCCGGAAAGUUCCUGAGGCGGGUCAGAUCAGAAAAUAAUGUAAUUCCACCCCCUUUCAAGAACAGAAUUUUGGUGAGUCUAUGAUGGCAAUUUGCUAAUAUCAUAUUAUUUAAAAAUACUUAUUUCAUGUAAUUGAAGUAAUGUGUACAAGAGUUGUCAAUAAAGUUUGUGGACAAUAACGUUUAUGCAUAUUUUUUACAUAAACGAAUGCCCGGAAUUAAAAUACCUGAAACGUUUUUGGAUUGCAAGAAAGCAGCUUCAGUAAUUUAAGAAAUGAAUUUUAAUGGCUUCCAAAGAUAUAAGGUAUAACCUGAGCUGGGGCAGUU